AACGAUUAUGUAUCGCAAUCGAAGUCACUUAUUAGCGCGUUUGUUCACGGCAGGCAGAUGUUUUGAGAUAAAAAGUUAUCGCAUUUAGAUACAAAAGUCGGCAAUUUUUGCCGAAAUGGCUGAGGUAAUGUAUGGACUGGUAUCAGAAGCGAGGAAAAAUCGGUUUUCAGCGAUACCGAAGCUUACGGAAGAAGAUAUCGUGAAUGUAUGGGACAAUGUUUCGAAAUUCAUCGAAAGACAAAUGGCGCUUCAAAAGGGGGUAUGUGUUCCAGGACUCGGUACCUUUACGUACACGCAGAAAAAACUGGACGUUGGGAAUAAUAAAUACAUUCAGAUCCAAAGACCAGUUUUUAUGCUGUCGGAGAAGUUUGCGAUGACUCAUGCCCUGAAUUACACCAAACAUCACAUCACAGGUCAAAUUCCAGUGGUCCAGCUUAAUUUUGCUGCACUUUCAAAUGAGACUCCAUUCAAUAGAGACACUGUAGAAAGUUGCGUGAAAGAAGUCCUCCAGGCUCUCAGUAGAUCUGUGCAAGCAAAAAGAAAUGUCGAGUUCCACUUUGCUGGCAUUGGACGGUUGUCAAUAAGGGAGUCCAAAGUGAAAAUGAAGUUCUAUAAGGAGUUCUUGAGGAGUAUGGAUGGCUCUGGUAGCUUAGUUCAUGCACUGUCUAAUCGACCUGGAACUGCUGACUCUGUUUUGUCAGAGCCUUUUAGUCCCCGCCCACAUACUAGUAACACUCUGGUCUUACCAAGAAUUACUCCAGGAGAAGGAGGAAGCCCAGGUAAAAGUCUCGGAAAAGAAGAGAUGCCUACCAUCACAGAGCAGGAUGAGGAACUCAACGGGGGCGAGGUAGCAAGAGAAGAUGUGGCAACUCCUGACAAAGAAAGACCCCAAGAACAGGAGGAAGCCUGGCCAAUACCUGUUGUAGAACCACUGCUGGGAGAGCAGGACCUGCCCAAAGAAGAGGAUGCCCUUCCAAAGAGUCCAUCAAGACUUUCUCCUGCAAAUGGUCCUCGUACUCCUCUUCACCCUGCCAAAGCCACUGGUGUGAUUUAUAAUGUUUCAGAAUCUAUCUUGACACCGCCUCCUACUCCACCUAAGAGUCCACUGAAGGCUGGUCCUCCCAAAGGUAUAAGAGGAUCUACAGUAAACAAGGUCACCAGAAGUCCUACGCAGGAUGCAAUCAGACGUGAGCAAUCCCCUGGUGAUCAAGCAGGAGACACUCUUCAUUCUCCUGUCUCUCCAUCGAGACUAAGAUGUAGUCAUAGUGACAGGGCAGGACAGGAAUUAUGUUACCUUUGCCACCAACGUUCCCAGAAAAAUGUACCUAUUUACUUUGCUGAGGAGCGUCGUCAGCGAGAACUUGAGGAGGAUCGCCUUCUACAGCAGUACCAACAACAGAAGGACACAGAGGCAAUUCUUAAGGAACAGAACAAGAACUUAAACAACCGUUGUUACAAUCAGAAGGUGGCUGCAUUUAAUCUUGGGGUAUCCGAGGCAGUUAAGGAAAAACUUGGCACAAGACCAACAGAAUUCUGUAGGUCCUACUUAUUCCAGAACAGGCCUCUUACACCUCCCCGAUAUCUAAAGCAAGAUGAGUACUCUAAAGAACUUGGUGGUCAGGUACUUACGAAACACGAGAAGCUUUCUAAACUGAAAAAAGAACAGGAAUUUCUUGAAAGACUGGAGCAGGUUCAGCUGGCAGAAGAUUUGGCCUUACAACGGGAACAGUACUUGAGAGAGAAGAGAAUGGGCAGCGACGCUUAUCGUAAAGCGCUGGAUGCACAGGUGCGCUUCAAGCCCCUUCCUAUUCCUGCACUGGAGCCAGACUCUAAAGCACCUAUAUUCGGUGUUCUUGAUGCGACAGAGGAGAAAUUGAUUGACAGAAAGAAACGAGCGCAUCAGUUGUAUCAAGAGCAGCUGGAAAUGGUGGCACAGAGGAAGAGGGAUGCUAUUCUUAAAGAUCUACAGAAUCAGAAAGAGGAGUCGGAUAUGCUUGAAAGGACUCGUAGAGACAUCAUUUUAGAUCGCGCACUUCGUCAUCAAGAGCGUGUGGACGCUCGUCGCUCCCUUGAAGACUCUUGGGCCGCUAACGUGUGUCGUAAACAUGAGCUGGAACUUGAGGAACGGCGGCGUGCCCAGAGUCCUGGCAUGCUGAUACAUGAACAGUGUGAUAAAUAUCGCCGGUGCAAACAGUGCGGCAGACGACCUCACAACUGCGGUGAAUCGAACGUAUGGAGUGAAUCUCGGUACAUCCCUGGCUCAAGGCUCAUAGUUUAGAGCCCUUCUUCCUAUCUGACGGAUUUUCUUUGAACAAUUUGACUGAUUGACUACAAAACGGAAUAAAAGAAAACUACCAAGGCAAUUCGCCUUAUUAACCCCUCAGGAAAUUUGUGGCAAUUAUUUAUUGUUGUUAUAUUAUUUGUAUAAUUGUAUAGAAACAAUUGUGAGAAGGAUAUUGAACCGCAUCUGUUGGACAAAGCGAGGCGAAAAAUUACUUAAAAUCAUUUCAGCUUAUCUAGAAGUUCUCCUCUCUUCGUUCAUUUUGUUUCAAUUCUUUUCUAUGAAUUUUUUCCUCAAAAAAUCAACAGAAAAUCUCGCGUUUUGUAACUUAAACAGUGAACAUUUCCCUUUGGGAAUGAACGUUACUUGUUAUAAGUGCCAGUUAGUGUGAAUUUAACCUCAGAGUGAAUUAAAAACACAAACACGCUGGGCUUCGGGUUCAAAUGGCACAGCCUGCGUAAGAUUAUUUCGAGUAAUCUUUGGAAGCAAACAUCACCUUUAACUUGCAACUUAAUUGAGGGAACUUUAUUUCUUAAUUCUUCACUAAUCUAAUGAGCACCGUGUGAUGAAAAGUGUGUUCAGCAACUCUACACUGCUUGAAUGCAAUUGUAAAUACUGGCUAAUAAACCUAUCGUUUGAUGAAUA
Messenger RNA from Orbicella faveolata, 2926 nucleotides. RefSeq names its product coiled-coil domain-containing protein 81-like. Gene Ontology annotation, cellular component: microtubule organizing center. The record is from RefSeq and is a predicted model, not a curated record. Lineage: Eukaryota; Metazoa; Cnidaria; Anthozoa; Scleractinia; Merulinidae.